Molecule: messenger RNA, 285 nt
Organism: Penicillium concentricum
Lineage: Eukaryota; Fungi; Ascomycota; Eurotiomycetes; Eurotiales; Aspergillaceae
Exons: 1
Coding region: 1-285 (94 amino acids)
Source: RefSeq, a predicted model, not a curated record
AUGACUACUCGGAUGAGGAAGGCCAGCCAGCCAACCUCGAUGAUGACUCUAGUGAUGAAAUCUGCCGAGGAAGAUAAACGCAAGACAGAGGCGCGCCUGCAAGAGGAGCCGACGAAGAUCUAUCUCCCUUACGUCGAGAAGCCAAUGAAUUACGGCCAGUCCUACGAUUCCCCGGAUGUUGAAGGCCAGCCCGCCAACCUCGACGAUAACUCUGGUGAUAGACCUUCCAGGGAAGAUAAAGGCAAGGCGGAGAUGCCCUCGCAAGAGGAGCUGUUGACAAGGUGA